This is a messenger RNA of Penicillium waksmanii, 2769 nucleotides long. Its product is annotated as Rho family guanine nucleotide exchange factor CDC24. Gene Ontology annotation, cellular component: mating projection tip; cytoplasm; nucleus. Gene Ontology annotation, molecular function: guanyl-nucleotide exchange factor activity; protein binding. The transcript has 4 exons. The coding region runs from base 1 to 2769 and encodes 922 amino acids. Gene Ontology annotation, biological process: septin ring organization; establishment of cell polarity. Lineage: Eukaryota; Fungi; Ascomycota; Eurotiomycetes; Eurotiales; Aspergillaceae. The record is from RefSeq and is a predicted model, not a curated record.
AUGAUUGACUCCGCAACCAUGAGCGGUGCUCCAAUCGCCGAGGAUAAUAUCAUCAAUCGACGUGGUGGAGAGUCGAUUUAUCAAAGUUGUGUGAAUCUCAGGAGGCGACUCUCGGAGGUCCCCAACUUUGAACCGUAUCUGCAAGAAAUGGACGAGGAGGAUCGAGAGAAGGGUAACACAGACCCCGUGUCUUCGCUGUGGCAAUGUCUGCGCAAUGGAUAUCCACUGUUGAGCAUCUACAAUGCCUCUGGACCAGACGAGGAGUUAAUAGUUGACCCGGCGAAAGUCACAGAGGGUAAACGUCCAAAGGCCGCAACCUUCAAGUUCCUCCAAGCUUGCUUGCAGGAUCUGGCGUUUCCCCAGCAGGAUUGUUUCUUAAUCACCGAUCUCUAUGGCGAAAGCACAACUGGCUUCAUCAAAGUAAUCAAGAUGGUAAAUCGAGUGAUCGACAUCCUCGAGAUGCAGGGCCACCUAAACCGUUCUGAUGUUACCGAUGCGCCGGUUGGCGCGCAAGGUGUCGUGAAACUCACCAAGCGUGAACACAUUCUCAAGGAGCUGCUAGAGACGGAGCGCGAUUAUGUCCAUCACUUGCAGAAUCUCCAAGCGCUCAAGAAGGAACUGGAGGAAACAGGUGCGCUCACUGGUGACUCUAGCCAUCAAAUUUUCCUCAACCUAAACAACCUAUUGGAUUUUGCCCAACGAUUUCUCAUCCGAAUGGAACAGCAUUAUGCUUUACCCGAGGACAUGCAAAAUUGGGGAAGUCUCUUUUCUUCGCACGAGGAGGCCUUGCGGCAGUAUGAGCCAUUCAUCGCAAACCAGAUGCGCUGCGAUCAGGUUUGUUUGAAGGAGUGGGAUAAAAUCAGGGCAGCCCCGCGCCAUAUAGACCUCCAGCAGAUGGUUGCGCAGCCAAAGACCCUGAAUGGUUUCUUUGUCAAGCCCUUUCAGCGGUUGACGAGAUGGCCGCUCAUGUUGACGGAACUUCGGAAACAAACAGAAGACCCUCAGCUCCAAGCCGAUAUCACGCAAGCAAUCGAUACCAUUCAGGAUGUCUUGGAUCAGGCGAAUGAAGCAAUCCACAAGGAACAUUUGGCCGCGGCGGUUGUGGAUCUCUCAGAACGAGUUGACGACUGGAAGUCGUUGAAGAUGGAUACCUUUGGGGAGUUGCUUCGAUUUGGCACUUUCGCUGUGGUCAAAGGCGAUAGUGGCAAAGAUAGCGAACGCGAGUACCAUAUAUUCCUGUUUGAGCGUAUUCUUCUGUGCUGCAAGGAUAUCAAUCCCAACAAACAGAAGACCAAGCUUAUGAUGGGUAAAGAUAGGCCCAGCCUCACCGCGAAGGGCAAACCUCGUCUUCAAUUGAAGGGUCGUAUCUACAUGGCAAAUGUCACAGAUAUUGUCUGUCUCCAGAAGCCAGGUCUUUACCGUAUUCAGAUUUUCUGGAAGGGCGACCCCGGUGUAGUUGAUAACUUUAUCAUUCGUUACUCAAACGAAGAUACAAUGCGCAACUGGUACAAGGACAUCGAUACUCAACGAACAAUUCAAUCGGAGCGACGCACUCUUCGACACACUGGUACAUCCGAUAGCGAAUUCACCUACAUGGAGGGCAUGGCUCAUAUGCCAAACCCAUACCAACAGGAGUAUGACGCGGACGACAAUACCAAAGACCCAUACUACUCGGAGUUUACAAUGAGCCGAAAUGCCUCGAGCACGAGCUUGCGCACUCGUUCCGCCACCGGCGGUAGUUCAAACUCCGUUCCCCAUGCCAAUGGCCGACCACGUUAUGGGGUUAAUGACCCGACGCUUUCUGUGCAUACCCAAUUCCCUACUCCUGGCAGCAUGUCACCAAGCGAGCGAAACACGAAUUCAUAUUUCUCCCCUACGGAAACCCCAUCUACACGCUCCAGUUCCCAGUCAGGGUUUUCUUUUGGGCGCCAGAAUACCAACUCGACUACUCCAUCGACGGUCUGGAAUGAAGAGUCGAACCGAUACACCGCACCGGCCUUGUCCCGUGGUCCUUCAAGAGAUGGGACGACCCCGACCGGAUAUUUCCCUCCUCAGCCCCAACCCAAUGGGCGGGGUGCUCAACGCCCGUCGCUGCCUCCACUUUCUGGUCCACAGGGACAGGCUCCCAAUGGAACGGCUCAACGCAUGCGUUCUGCCAGUAGCCCAGACAUUCACCACCACAACAACGCACCUCCGGAAUCCCGUCGGUAUAUGGGAGUCCAUACAAUGCAGACGGUUGACAAUGUGCCAGUGCCUCCUAUUCCCGCGCACAUGGCCAACAUGAAGGCGCCCGUCAACCGUAGCCAGAACAACUCUCCUACCAGCCAGCUUCCUAUGCGAUCUCAACCCCACGUUCACACCACGCAAUUCACCGAACCCGAGUACAACGAAACGCGCGGCUCGGGGCAGAUCUCCGACCAUGCUACAUCGCCCUUGUCUCACGAACCCGAUGGAGACCCUUUCAUGCCCACCCAGCUUAAGGCCAAAGUGAAUUUCGACGAUAAUUACGUCACGCUGGUGAUUGCUACCAAUAUCCUCUUCCGUUCACUGACGGAUCGUGUGGAUGCUAAGCUGGCCCGUUUCACGAACCGUUCGAUUGGCAACAAGACGGUCCGGCUACGGUACCGCGAUGAGGACGGCGAUUUUGUCACCAUUGACAGUGACGAGGCCGUCCAACUUGCUUUCAUGGAAUGGCGGGAGCAGCAUCGUGACAUGCUCGCCAAAGGCAUGGUGGGUGAGAUCCAGCUCUAUUGCCAGGUAGUUGACUAG